GGAGGCGGCGCAUGCGCUCCGCACAUGGGACAGGGGGAGGCGGGCGAGGCGCCUGACGCGCGGUUCCAGCUCCUGCCUCUCAUGCAGGGCAGGGGGCGGUGCCGUACGCGCUCGGAAGAGCCUGGGGGAGUGGUUUUCCUUCGGAGCCCCAGCUCAGAAGGAAGUGACAGCAGCGGCGUCGAGGAGAUUUGGUGGCGCGCGCAACGGCGCGCGAAGAUACCGGCCGUACGCACGCGCCGACCGGCUCGCCCUCACCCGGCGCAGGCGCAAGGCACUUCCUUGGAGCGCACGCGCGUGGGACCGGGGGGGCUGCCGUCUCUAGCCGCCAUGGAGCGGAAAGUUCUAGCAUUACAAGCCCGGAAGAAGCGGACCAAAGCCAAGAAGGAAAAGGCCCAGAGGAAGCCUGAAACUCAACAUCGAGGCCCUACUGCCCAUUCAGAGAAUGAUUUGCCUGAACAAGAGGAGGAAAUCCUGGGAUCAGAUGAUGAUGAGCAAGAAGAUCCCAAUGAUUACUGCAAAGGCGGCUACCAUCUUGUAAAAAUAGGGGACCUGUUUAAUGGAAGAUACCAUGUAAUCCGGAAACUGGGAUGGGGACACUUUUCUACAGUGUGGUUAUCUUGGGACAUCCAAGGGAAGAGGUUUGUGGCAAUGAAAGUUGUAAAGAGUGCUGAACACUACACCGAAACAGCAUUGGAUGAAAUCAAAUUGCUGAGAUCUGUCCGCAAUACUGACCCUGACGACCCAAGUAGAGAGAGGGUUGUUCAGCUGUUGGAUGACUUCAAAAUCUCAGGAGUGAAUGGUUCCCAUAUUUGUAUGGUAUUUGAAGUUUUAGGGCAUCAUCUUCUGAAAUGGAUCAUCAAAUCAAAUUAUCAGGGGCUUCCACUACUCUGUGUAAAAAGAAUAAUCCAACAGGUUUUGCAAGGACUGGAUUAUGUGCACACGAAGUGUCGGAUUAUCCAUACUGAUAUUAAACCAGAAAACAUUUUGCUGUGUGUUAAUGACCAGUACAUUCGCAGACUGGCAGCAGAAGCAACAGAAUGGCAAAGAUCUGGAGCCCCCCCUCCUUCUGGUUCUGCAGUGAGUACUGCACCACAGCCCAAACCUGCUGACAAAAUGUCCAAAAAUAAGAAAAAGAAAUUGAAAAAGAAACAGAAACGACAAGCAGAGCUACUGGAGAAACGAAUACAGGAAAUUGAGGAGAUGGAGAAGGAAGCAAGCCCUCCAGAAGCACUGCCUGAAGACCAGCACGAGGUUCCAAGACCACUUGAGCUACUCUUAAAAGAGAGCCCCCCAGAUGAAGGGCUACCAGGAAAGACAGAUGACACUUCUCUUGUAUCAGAGCAAAUGAUCUUAAUGGAGGAAGUUGUUGAAAAAUGCAUAACAGAAAUCAAUUGCAAUGGAAUGAUGCAAAUGACUGCCUUCUCAGAGUCCAUCAACCAAGUGUCCGUGAGGCUUGAGGAGGACCUUCAUAAUGCCAAUGAUUACAGUGGUCCUUCUCAGGAGCAGGAGGAGGAUGAAAGCUGUAGUUUUAACCAAAGUAAUGGUGGCUCAGAGAGCAGGAUACAGGAAGCAAUAUCAGAUCCACGUGUCCCCUUAAUUCCAGAGGUCCUGGAUUCAAUGGUAUGCCAGGGAACUUCAAGUGACGAACAGUAUUUCAGUGAACAGCAGAUCAGCCACUUACAAGAGAGUAUCAGGGCAGAAAUACCUUCAGAGGAUGAGAACGAAAAUAAUGGGUUAUAUGAGAACAACAAAGGAAAAUCUGCUGCUGGAAAUUUCCUCCUUAAUCCUCUUGAACCUGGGAAUGCAGAUAAGCUCAAAGUGAAGAUAGCAGAUCUAGGAAAUGCUUGCUGGGUGCAUAAACACUUCACUGAGGAUAUUCAGACAAGGCAAUACCGAUCCCUGGAAGUACUGAUUGGAGCAGGAUACGGCACCCCAGCUGAUAUUUGGAGCACGGCCUGUAUGGCCUUUGAACUGGCUACAGGUGACUACUUGUUUGAGCCUCAUUCUGGUGAAGACUACUCUCGGGAUGAAGACCACAUUGCUCUGAUCAUAGAACUUUUGGGGAAAAUACCUCGCAAGCUCAUUACGGCUGGAAAAUACUCUAAGGAGUUCUUCACCAAAAAAGGUGAUCUGAAGCACAUCACCAAGCUGAAGCCAUGGGGUCUCUUUGAGGUCUUGGUGGAGAAAUAUGAAUGGCCCCAAGCUGAGGCAGCUGCCUUCACAGACUUCCUGUUACCUAUGCUGGAGUUGAAUCCUGAGAAAAGGGCUACAGCGGCACAGUGUCUCAGGCACCCCUGGCUCAGUUCCUAGAAGUCUGACACCAUGGCUCUAUAACCGGGUUUACAGCAUACUAUAUACACACCUAGAUGUCCCAGCUGCCCCUCCUUCUCCCAAGUCGAUUUUUCCCUGUUGAUUUUCAGAGCAAAGCGUCUUCUUGAGGGCUUUUGAGAUUUUAGAUAAAUCUAACUGUUCGUGUGAGUUUGUGUACGCGACUCAGUAGGGACUGUUGUCAGCCAUUGGGCAUCCGAUAUAUGUUGGUGUGAUUGGGGUUUGCCAAAGAGUUUUAAUGGGAAUGUGAAAUUAUUCCCAGCUCUCUUCCUUGCUCCAGUAUCUUACCCUGAACGUGCGGGGAAAUCUCCAUUGGGACACACUCCCUUAAUUAUAUUGCCGUCAUCCCAAGGGGGAUGUGAAGAGCUGUGAAUCCCUCCUUAGCUCACUGACUCCGGGAGUCAUUUUCUCAGAGCACAUCCAGUUGCUGACAGUAAGAGGAGAAAUGGUGGUAGCUCCAUGUGGAGCACUGAACUCUUCAAUUCUCUACUCAUUCCUUAGGUGUCAGAUCUGCUAGCCCGCCCCCCCCCCUUCUGUUAAGAAUUUUCUCUAGUUUUAGCCAUUGAAUCUUUUGAAACCACCCAUAUGAAUGUUUUCUCACCACUUUUGUUCCCUGCGUUGAGUUUCUGAGUCCAGUGAAAUAAGCUGUUCUCCAAAGCCAGAGCAUAUCAAUGUGACUGUGCUUCACAAGAGAAAUAAAAGCAAGAGGAAUGGGUAAAAUCGAGGCUCCACAGUACGGAUCUAUGCAUUUGUUGGCUGCAGAGGGACAGCCAGAUUGCCCAAGUUCUAUGCUAGAUUGCCCAACACACAAACCUGGGCAGUAUAUGGCCUGCCAGCCACAUAUGGUGGCUAAAAAGGUGCUUGAGAACUGCAUGGGUUUCUUCAGCCCAAACUGGGACUCAAAAGCAGGGAGUUGUCAAGCAUCUGGCAGGCCAUUUGUAAUUCAGGGCUGCUUUGUGCCAGUAAUGACAUUCAUUAUGUUGCCCUGGUAUGAAAUUGUAUUUUUAGUAGAGAGCCAUUAGUUUUUCAGUCUAGAAGAAUAGAAUAUAUCCUUUCCGCUUUAACAAUAAGGAAAGAUGAUAUUGGUGGCUGUCUUUCCAGCUGUGCUGUAUGCCCAGAAGUUCAGCCACCAGAUUUCCAAAGGUUAAUGAAUGUAAAGAUACUUAUCCUGUAAAUUUGUCUGAGGUGCUGGACUCUAGAAACCACCUUUUCAGAUAGAAUUCUUUUCUUAUGUCAGGACUAAUAAUCUUCUAGGAGGAGAGUAGUUUGGUUCUCCCCCACCCCCCGAGAGGAAUUGUCAAAUUCUCUUUUCCAAAUGCAUUAUAAAUGUUGCUCAUCAGAACACAGCAUACACUUUUAAACUCCUAGGAAAGGGGGGUAGUUGUGAUUGACUCUGAUAGCCUUAUAUUUUAGUAGAAAGGUCAAGAUAUGUGAACACUCACUAGUUUGACAGUAUUUUUCAGGCUUCCCAUGGUCAUUAAAAAUCCCCUGCCCUUCUGCUCUAAUGUGAAGUUUAGAGAAGUUGGGACUUCCAACAGCCCUUCCUUACCAUGGACCAAAUAGGCCUUUGAGCUUAGAAAAUUCUCCAAGGCUAGAAAUCGUUGGAGGACUCAAGCUUGCAGGCACUGUGUGGGACAAUCCAAUGCAAAAGCUGCCAGCAAUGAGAAACUCUACUCAGUUGUUUUCUGUGUGUAUUGAACCCUAGUUUAUAGUAAUCUUAACACCCCGUCCUUAAAAAAUAAAAUUCUGGUGCCGUCUUGUUAAAAAAUAAAAUAAAAUAUAACCAUCAUACCCCACUUUUUCAUUGGCCGCACUGUCAUAUGAUGCCUGACUGAGGCUUUAGCAAAACCUGUGCUGCAUGUUGUCCAUUUAGGAAAUCUUAAGUAAGGUUCUCUGUGCAUAACCUUGAGAAAACGUUUCCAAAACUGUUAAUGAUAUUCCUGUUAUCUGGAGUAUCUUCUUCACCUCCAAAAGCACUUCUGUGCCUGUCUGUAACAUUUUUUUAAAGGUGGGACUACAAUGUAUAGUUCCUACUUUCUCUUCAAAUGCUGUGAAGACUUGCUGGCAGGGAGAAUUGAAUUUCUGGUGUUUGCUUCAACAUCCUGGCUACCUGAACAAAGCAAAUGUUCAUAGGUGGGGGCUGCAUUUCUUAGUUCUAAUACAGGUUCUCCUCCACAGAAGAAGGCUGCAGCUGCCUCUCUUGCACUGAAACAGAAGUUCUGGAGUAAAACAAGAGGUAGUUUGUCAGGAUUGCCUACAUGUAUUGUGGCUCACAUCAGGUUCUCUCCACUUCCAAAUUGCCAUAAAGUGCUCACUAACAGAUUUGUACUUGUUUUUGUUGACCUAAAACCUGAAGGGGGGGGGCAUUUUUAUUCUUUCUAUUGGAUGCAUUGUCUUUUUUUCUUUGUAAAUGCAGCACAAUAAACAUAUUAUUAAAUAACUUGCA
Hemicordylus capensis (graceful crag lizard) is the source of this 4774-nucleotide messenger RNA. It is a transcript of the gene SRPK1, whose product is annotated as SRSF protein kinase 1. Gene Ontology annotation, biological process: spliceosomal complex assembly; regulation of mRNA processing; protein phosphorylation. The transcript has 16 exons. Gene Ontology annotation, molecular function: ATP binding; protein kinase activity. The record is from RefSeq and is a predicted model, not a curated record. Lineage: Eukaryota; Metazoa; Chordata; Lepidosauria; Squamata; Cordylidae. The coding region runs from base 25 to 2310 and encodes 761 amino acids.